GGGGGGACUACCACACUCCCACCUCACACAGUGGGGACUCGCACUAUGUGCUGGGAUUUAGACUGAGCUCGCUCGGCCAUCUCUGUGUCAGUGGUCCCCCCCCGCAUCUGCUCGCCUGUGCGCCCAGCGCUGCCCAUCUCUGUGUCAGUGGUUCCCCCGCUUCUGCUCGCCUGUGCGCCCAGCGCUGCCCAUCUCUGUGUCAGUGGUUCCCCCGCUUCUGCUCGCCUGUGCGCCCAGCGCUGGGGAGCCAUGCGGUGCUCCACCCUGACGGCCAUCAUGACGGUGGCGCUGCUGUACCUGGUCAUGGGUGCGCUGGUGUUCAGCACGCUCGAGACCGCCAGGGAGAAGGUCAUGCACAAGGACCUGCACGAAGCCCUCAACGACUUCGUCAAACACACAGGUGUUCAUCCAGAAACACUGCAGGUCUUCGUCCAGGAGGUAGUGAAAGCCACUAAAGCUGGUGUGGACACCAGAACCAACCUCACCUUCACCAGUCGCUGGGACUUCCCCAGUGCGUUUCUCUUUUGUGGGACCAUCAUCACAACCAUAGGUUUCGGGAAUCUGUCUCCGAUUACCGAAGGUGGGCAACUCUUUUGUAUCUUCUAUGCCCUGGUGGGGAUCCCCAUGUUUGGCAUCCUGCUGGCUGGGGUGGGAGACCACAUGGGUACCAUGCUGAGGAGAGCUGUGGGCAAGAUCGAGACCCUCUUCCUGAGAAAAGCCGUGAGCCCCACCAAUGUCCGGAUCAUCUCUGCAGUGUCCUCCAUCCUGAUUGGCUUGGUGAUAUUCCUGGGCGUGCCCACAUUGGUGUUCAAGGAAGUGGAGAACUGGACCUGGCUGGAGGCGGCAUACUUUGUGGUUAUCACUCUCACCACCGUGGGCUUCGGGGAUUAUGUUGCAGAUGACCGAAGGCACGGCCACUUCAUGUACAAGCCCCUGGUGUGGCUGUGGAUCGUGUUUGGCUUGGCCUACUUCGCCUCCAUCCUCACCAUGAUAGGGAAGUGGCUGAGAGUGCUCUCCAAAAAGACCCGCGCCGAGAUGGAGGAGCUGAGGGCUUACGCCAAUGACUGGACCCAGAACAUCCAGAACAUGUCUGUGGACUUCCGCAUUCCUGUCCCCUUGGACCUUAACGACCCAUUUCAGCUCCAGCGCCGGAGGAAGAGGAAGCGGCGUCGAGGUCCCCACCACCUGCAUUCCAAAGCGGGCUACCUUGUCCCAGGAAUCGGGGGUCCACUGGAGCCGGAGGGCAUCCGCAUAAACGGACACCUGUUCAACAACUGGUCUGACGCUAAGACCGUCCUGGAGAAGAUGCUCGAAGCCAAGGCUGAUGCCGUGUCAAGGUUGGAGCUCCCACAACCGUCCUCCAGGGCAGGAUCGAGGCCGGGGUCGAGGCCGGGGUCGAGGCCGGGGUCGAGGGCUCCCUCCAGACCGGUCUCGAGGUCCGAGGUAAGAGCCCUGUCCAGACCUGGAUCCAGGGCCGAGUCGGUGUCAGGGUCCACGUCGUGGUCUGAGUCCAAGUCGGAGCUCUCUGAGUCGGCAUCUGAGAGCAACUCGCACGACUCGCCGAGGAACUCCUUGAGCGACUCCUGUGACUUGCCGACAGCCACACACGUGCCGAAGUGCCAUGAGGAGCAGGAGACGGCCUCAGCUGGCGAGGAGGCGCCGGUGCCCAUGGUGAUAGUGGAGGGCAGCACACCACCGCGGCCCUCCCUGCUGGACUUCUUCGGCGAGAACCUGGCCUACAUUGACGAGUCUUCGGACACCCUGAGCGACAUUGGACAGUCGGGAGCCAAAGGCGCCAGCAAGCCCAAGAGGAGGAACAUGAGGAGACAGCUCCCCCAGCGCCACCUGCGGGUGGCGGAGAGGGGCAACAGCGGUGACGUCGGACCUCCAUCCAACCCCCCCACUCCUCCCCCCUGCAUACUGCCCUAGGACUGAGGAGAGAGAGAUACAGCUCGAUCAAUGGACACAUGGACUGCUUUUAAUUGAUGGGCAUUUAGUAACCUUUCUGCUGCCCAACUGGUGGAGCAUAGUGCUAACAUCAGCAGGGUACAGUAUUGAAACCCCUUGAAAGCACAUACUCUGAUAAAUAUAUGUAGUCAUUCAGUGUGUAAAUGCUUUGGAUAAAAAUACCUUCUAAACAAAUGAAUUGUUGGCUCUUGCAAAUAAGGUGCCUAUGCUGCACAGACAAUCUGUUCUAAAUUAAAUGCGGGCUAGGUCCAGAAUUAGACUUAAUCCUUGACCAUGAAACCAAUUUUAAAUAGAGCUCCCUCUCUACUGAUUUGAAUUUACAAUGAAGUCUGUUAUCUAUAGAGCCAUUGUUGUAUCACUAAAACAGUUGUUUUUUGACAAAGUCCUUGCUUUAAAGCCUUGUUUAGAUUUUUUCAAUCAUGUAUGAUGUGAUGUUGCCUGAAGGUAGGAUAAUCCAUGAUGUGUUGAUGCUUAGCAUUUUUAGCUUCAAAAUUAUAUUUAAUCAAUAAUAAUUAAUCAGUCAAUCAAAUGAACAACUGAAUCAAAGGCUAUCCUUACUUGAACUGAGUAUUGUUUAACGGUCCAUGAAGGAGAUAGGUGUUCCCUGUCUCGAGGUGCAAGCUCUCAAAUCCCAGCACUGGCACGCCUCUGCCCUCUUGUGGGCAUCUCCUGAAGUGCAUGGACAGUUCUUACCAUGCUCCAGGCUGUGCUAGUUUGUGGAAAACGUAUCCGCUCCACUUCUCAGUGUAGAGCUGAGAAGGGCUCAAAUAGCAAACGUUUUCUUUAUCUAAUUGUUGGCUAUAUGCUUGUAAAUUCAAACUGUGCCCCCUUAUGAAGAAGUAUGACUGCUCUAGAUCUUACAUUGCAGGUGUAUCGAGUCGAUUGAUGAUACUGUGCCAUAGGAAUUUAUUUGCUGCGUCGAAGUGUAUAUAUCUGUUUAUACGUGUAGUGCCAAAUUAUACACUAAUGAAAAGACAGCUGUUUCUUUUUCAACACAUUCUUAUUCUUUCCAUAAAAGCAUACGCAGGACACGUAGAAAACUGUCAAAGAUUACAAACAGAGUUGUUUACGGAAAUUUCCAAACACAUCAAGGACACUCAUAGUAGGAGAGGCGAUGAGCAUAUAA
Clupea harengus (Atlantic herring) is the source of this 3094-nucleotide messenger RNA. RefSeq names its product potassium two pore domain channel subfamily K member 4a (gene kcnk4a). Lineage: Eukaryota; Metazoa; Chordata; Actinopteri; Clupeiformes; Clupeidae. Gene Ontology annotation, molecular function: potassium ion leak channel activity; outward rectifier potassium channel activity. The record is from RefSeq and is a predicted model, not a curated record. Gene Ontology annotation, biological process: potassium ion transmembrane transport; stabilization of membrane potential. Gene Ontology annotation, cellular component: plasma membrane.